AUGGGUUCAGGGCAGUCCUCGCAAGCCCAGCAAGCUCCUCCUCCAGAAUGUCCAAAGCAUGCUGACCACGGCACAGUAUUUAUGUCUGAAGCUGAAAGAAUAAAACAUGCCCGUAGAUCAAUGGCUUCCGCAGGAGGAGAAUGCCCGCAGUCGGCUACGGCUGGAGGGUGUCCCGUCGGUGCCGAAGGAAUCAGUCCUUUGAAUAAUGAACUAGAGCAUCCAAAUCAGAAGCCGGCGCCUGAUCAACCAUUUCCCUUACCAUUGAAACGCGAAAAGUCAACGAUACCUAAAGCGGGAACAAACGAUACUUGGACGUACCCUAGUCCGCAAAUGUUUUGGAAUGCAAUGCUCAAAAAGGGAUGGCGAUGGCAAGAUGACCAGCUCACUGAGAAAGACAUGGAGAAUAUUAUCUUAAUACAUAACGCCAAUAAUGAAGAGGCAUGGCGAGAGGUGCAAUACGUUAUCGAUUAUUACGACGGCGGUUCUGUAGAUCCUCGUUCGAAACUUUUCACGAUUUUGGAUGUUAGACCGGCAGUCAAUGAUCUCGGAAAUAUUUGGGAUAGAAUGGUCGUAGCGUACUGGCGUUUCAAAUUUGACGUUCUGGGUAUGACACCGAAAUUGCCUAUUCCACCAACGGAAGAUGAUGUUCACGUCAGGCAGUGA
Molecule: messenger RNA, 663 nt
Organism: Ostertagia ostertagi
Lineage: Eukaryota; Metazoa; Nematoda; Chromadorea; Rhabditida; Trichostrongylidae
Source: the annotation of a GenBank genome assembly